GCCGCGCUGACGUUGCCCGGGAUGCGGGAAGGUUCCUCCGCUGCCGCCGCCGCCUCUGCCUCGCCUGCUACCCGGGUUUGUAUGAAAACACCCGGCAGCAGGCGGCGAGGAGUCCGCGGUGCGUCCACAGAGCAGCCGCCUGCACUGCCUGCGCCGAGCCAAGUGGUGUGGUUCUGUCCACUCCCUGCUCGCUCCCCCUCCUAAGCUGUUUUCUCAGCUGCAAAAGUGGGAUAAUAGCAGUUACACCCUUAAGAUGAUAUUGAGCCGCAUAUGAACUAACACACACGAAGUGCUUAGCCUGGCACAUAAACCUUGGAUUGUCUCCCUCGUGGUGGCGGCGGCUGCUAUUUUAAUCACCUGUUUUUGAGUAUGUGAUUGCAUUUCUUUGACUGUCAUGUGCUGCUAUGAAAAAAUUAUCAAACUAUUGAUGGUGUGUUUAUGGCUGUAACUAUCCUGAUGGGCUCUACUUUCUCUGCAUCCUACACAUUUUGAUUAUCUGCAAUGGUGAAAUAAAGUAAAUCAAGAUGAGCAAGUUAAAAGGGGUAUCAGAGAAAAGCCUUAACAAUAAUUCUCGGAUUGUUGGACUCCUGGCUCAGCUGGAGAAGAUCAAUACUGAUUCUACAGAAUCAGACAGUGCCAGAUAUGUCACAUCAAAAAUUCUUCAUCUGGCUCAAAGUCAGGAAAAAACAAGAAGAGAAAUGACAGCCAAAGGUUCUACAGGAGUGGAAGUUCUACUGUCAACAUUAGAGAACACGAAAGAUCUUCAAACCACGCUUAAUAUCUUAAGCAUUCUUGUUGAGCUGGUGUCAGCUGGUGGAGGUCGAAGAGCUAGUUUCUUAGUCGCCAGAGGUGGUUCACAAAUAUUGUUACAGUUACUUAUGAAUGCCAGCAAAGACUGUCCCCUGCAUGAGGAGUUAAUGGUGCAGAUUCAUUCUAUUCUUGCAAAGAUUGGACCGAAAGACAAAAAAUUUGGAGUAAAAGCUAGAAUUAAUGGAGUUCUGAAUAUAACCCUGAAUUUGGUCAAACAGAAUUUGCAGAAUCAUCGCUUGGUUUUGCCUUGUCUUCAGCUUUUACGAGUAUAUUCUGCAAACUCUGUGAAUUCAGUAUUCUUAGGGAAAAAUGGAGUUGUGGAGCUGAUGUUUAAAAUCAUCGGGCCAUUUAGUAAGAAGAAUUCGGGUCUUAUGAAGGUUGCUUUAGACACUCUUGCUGCAUUGCUAAAAUCAAAAACAAAUGCCAGGAGAGCUGUAGACAGAGGAUAUGUCCAAGUCCUUUUAACAAUUUAUGUAGAUUGGCACCGCCAUGAUAAUCGGCACAGAAACAUGCUCAUUCGGAAAGGCAUUUUACAGAGUUUAAAAAGCGUAACAAACAUCAAGCUGGGAAGGAAAGCCUUUAUUGAUGCCAAUGGGAUGAAGAUUCUCUAUAACACUUCGCAGGAAUGUUUGGCAGUCAGGACACUUGAUCCUCUUGUCAACACCUCCAGUCUGAUAAUGAGGAAGUGUUUCCCUAAAAAUCGUCUUCCACUCCCAACGAUUAAAAGUUGUUUCCACUUCCAGUUGCCUGUUAUUCCUGUGGCUGGACCUGUGGCUCAGCUCUACAGCUUACCCCCUGAAGGACUGUUUUUUCUUUCUUCAUUUUAUCCUCAACAUCCAUUAGAUUGCAUGAAACAUAUGGAUGACGUAGUAGAUGAAAGUGAUGACAAUGAUGAUAUUGAUUUAGAAGCUGAAAAUGAAACCGAAAAUGAGGAUGACCUAGAUCAUAAUUUUAAGAAUGAUGAUAUUGAAACAGAUAUUAACAAACUAAAGCCUCAGCAAGAACCAGGACGAAAGAUAGAAGAACUUAAAAUGUAUGAACACCUUUUCCCUGAGCUUGUUGAUGAUUUUCAGGACUAUGACUUAAUCUCCAAAGAACCAAAGCCUUUAAUAUUUGAGGGGAAAGCGCGUGGUCCUAUUGUUGUCCCUACAGCAGGAGAGGAAGCAACCGGGAACUCGGGCAGUUUACGAAAAGGAGUCGCAAUGAAGGCAAAAGUGUCUCCCAAAGGGGAUGAAGGUGAUAAGAAACCUGCCUUUUUGGAUCUGGCAAAAGAAGACAUGCACGAUAAUGACAGAACAUUACAACAGCAGCUAGGUGAUCAAAAUAGAACUAUUUCAUCUGUCCAUGGCUUCAACAGUGAUAUUGUGAAGGCCUUGGACCGAAUUACAUUGCAGAAUAUUCCUUCUCAAACAGCUCCAGGUUGUACCGCAGGAGUGAAGAAGGACUACAGCCUCCCUCUCACUGUCGUCACGUGCCCGAAAGUAUGUCCGCACGUGGCUGCUUGUGGAAAUGUUCUGUUUGAGGGGAGAACAGUUCAGCUAGGGAAGCUUUGCUGUACGGGAGUCGAAACUGAGGAUGAUGAAGACAGUGAGUCUGCUUCAUCCGUGGAACAAGCAUCAAUUGAAGUCUCCGAUGGACCAACGCUCCACGACUCAGAUCUCUAUAUCGAGGUUGUGAAAAAUACAAAGUCUGUCCCAGAAUAUUCAGAGGUUGCUUAUCCUGAUUAUUUUGGUCACAUUCCACCUCCAUUCAAAGAGCCUAUUUUAGAAAGGCCUUAUGGUGUACAGAGGACAAAAAUUGCCCAAGAUAUUGAGAGGCUAAUACAUCAGAGUGAUAUCAUAGAUCGAGUGGUAUAUGACUUAGAUAACCCAAAUUACACCAUUCCAGAAGAUGGAGAUAUUUUGAAAUUUAACUCCAAAUUUGAAUCUGGGAAUCUGCGCAAAGUAAUUCAAAUUAGGAAAAAUGAGUAUGAUCUUAUUCUGAACUCGGAUAUAAACAGUAAUCAUUAUCACCAGUGGUUUUACUUCGAAGUCAGCGGAAUGCGGCCAGGUGUUGCUUACAGGUUUAACAUCAUUAACUGUGAAAAGACCAAUAGCCAGUUUAACUAUGGUAUGCAACCACUCAUGUAUUCAGUUCAGGAAGCACUAAAUGCCAGACCGUGGUGGACUCGUGUGGGGACAGACAUUUGUUACUAUAAAAAUCACUUCUCAAGAAGUUCAGUUGCUGCAGGUGGGCAAAAGGGAAAAUCCUACUAUACAAUUACAUUCACUGUCAAUUUUCCACACAAAGAUGAUGUUUGCUACUUUGCUUAUCACUAUCCAUAUACGUAUUCAACUUUGCAGAUGCAUCUUCAAAAAUUGGAAUCGGCACACAACCCUCAGCAAAUCUAUUUUCGAAGAGAUGUGUUAUGUGAAACCCUGUCUGGAAACAGCUGUCCUUUGGUGACUAUAACAGCAAUGCCAGAAUCUAAUUAUUAUGAACAUAUCUGUCAAUUCAGAAAUCGCCCUUAUGUCUUCUUAUCUGCUCGGGUACAUCCUGGAGAAACUAAUGCAAGUUGGGUAAUGAAAGGAACAUUGGAGUAUCUCAUGAGUAAUAAUCCUACUGCUCAGAGCUUACGAGAAUGCUAUAUUUUUAAAAUUGUCCCUAUGCUAAAUCCAGAUGGUGUCAUCAAUGGAAACCACCGCUGUUCUUUAAGUGGAGAGGAUUUGAAUAGACAGUGGCAAAGUCCAAAUCCAGAUUUACAUCCUACGAUUUACCACACUAAGGGGCUGCUACAGUACCUGGCUGCAGUGAAGCGUAUACCACUCGUUUAUUGUGACUAUCAUGGCCACUCCCGAAAGAAGAAUGUGUUCAUGUAUGGCUGCAGCAUCAAGGAGACAGUGUGGCACACCAGUGCUAACGCCACCUCCUGUGAUAUCGUGGAAGAUGUGGGAUACAGGACUUUGCCUAAGAUACUGAGCCAUAUUGCGCCAGCAUUUUGCAUGAGCAGCUGUAGCUUUGUAGUGGAAAAAUCUAAAGAAUCCACAGCGCGUGUGGUGGUUUGGAGGGAGAUAGGAGUACAAAGAAGCUAUACCAUGGAGAGUACUUUGUGUGGCUGUGAUCAGGGAAAAUAUAAGGGCUUGCAGAUUGGUACCCGAGAACUGGAAGAGAUGGGAGCAAAAUUUUGUGUUGGUCUAUUGCGUUUGAAAAGACUGACAUCCCCUUUGGAAUAUAAUAUGCCUUCCAACCUGCUCGACUUUGAAAAUGACUUGAUCGACUCCAGCUGCAAAGUAACUAGCCCUACCACUUAUGUUUUGGAUGAAGAUGAACCUCGAUUCCUUGAAGAAGUUGAUUACAGUGCAGAAAGUAAUGAUGAGUUAGAUAUUGAAUUAGCUGAAAAUGCAGAUUAUGAACCUUCUACUCAAGAAGAAGUACUUUCUGAUUCUGAAUCAUCAAGAACAUACUUACCUUGAGCCCCCCUGCCAUCUCUUGUAAAUGCAAAGAAGAAAUGAAAUAUCUUGAUUUUUAUUACACAGGAAGUUUGAAAGAAAUGAGUUUAUAGAGAGCUGACUCAUAAAAACAAAAAGAAACUUGAGCCUGUUUGGUUUCAAGACAAUAAAUAUGUUAUUAAUUCAUGAUAAAAUUGGCAUUUGUUUUAUUUAAGCUAUUCAAUGCACUUUAUAUAGCAUUGAAUUAUCAAAUAUUGGAUUUACUUUUUUAAAGGAAAACCUGAGUAUCAUUGCAUGAAUUUUUAUCUCCUCAUGGUUAUGUCCUGCAUCAAAUGGAUAAUUUUGAAGUGUGUGAGAACAUAAAAUCUGAAUUCUAGAAUUGUUGAGAAAAUCCAAGCUUCUGAAAACUGAUCUAUAUGUACAUGGACUUCUGUAGAUAUGUCUGUGUAGGGACGGGUGGGUGUGGACAAUAAGACUGUUCCUCUGAAUCAUGUUAACCGUUGAGUUGUGACUGAGAUAAUCCGGAAUUUGCCUUGAAACCAUUACAUCCUACAUUUACCAAAUUAAACAAAUAAAAACUAUAUUAAACGUUG
Phyllostomus hastatus (greater spear-nosed bat) is the source of this 4831-nucleotide messenger RNA. RefSeq names its product ATP/GTP binding carboxypeptidase 1 (gene AGTPBP1). Gene Ontology annotation, biological process: proteolysis; C-terminal protein deglutamylation; protein side chain deglutamylation. The transcript is spliced from 30 exons. Bases 525 to 4262 code for a protein of 1245 amino acids. The record is from RefSeq and is a predicted model, not a curated record. Gene Ontology annotation, molecular function: metallocarboxypeptidase activity; zinc ion binding. NCBI's taxonomy places the organism in Eukaryota, Metazoa, Chordata, Mammalia, Chiroptera, Phyllostomidae.